This is a messenger RNA of Aspergillus tanneri, 1605 nucleotides long. RefSeq names its product sugar porter family MFS transporter (gene SNF3). Gene Ontology annotation, molecular function: carbohydrate:proton symporter activity. The record is from RefSeq and is a predicted model, not a curated record. The coding region runs from base 1 to 1605 and encodes 534 amino acids. Lineage: Eukaryota; Fungi; Ascomycota; Eurotiomycetes; Eurotiales; Aspergillaceae. The transcript has 4 exons. Gene Ontology annotation, cellular component: membrane. Gene Ontology annotation, biological process: carbohydrate transport; transmembrane transport.
AUGGGAUUUCUAUUGAAGAAACCUGACGAGGCAGCUGGAUCGGCUUUUCCUGCUAUCGCUGUUGGUUUGUUUGUGGCCUUUGGAGGCUUGUUGUUUGGAUAUGAUACUGGUACCAUCAGUGGCAUUCUUGCCAUGAAACACUGGCGGCAAUUAUUUUCGACUGGUUAUAUCAACCCAGUGGACAAUUUUCCGGAUGUGACCUCUUCGCAGUCUUCGAUGAUCGUAUCCUUGCUUUCUGCAGGGACCUUCUUCGGAGCGCUGACUUCUGCCCCUAUCGCUGACUACUUUGGUAGACGCAUUGCAAUGAUUAUUGACUCUGGUGUCUUUUGUUUUGGCGUAAUUCUCCAAACGGUGGCCACAUCUAUCCCACUGUUUGCCGCUGGCAGGUCAUUCGCCGGCUAUGGGGUCGGUUUGCUGUCUGCAACUAUUCCUCUUUAUCAGUCAGAAACUGCACCCAAGUGGAUCCGGGGCACCAUUGUUGGCGCAUAUCAACUAGCUAUCACGCUUGGUUUGUUGAUUGCCGCUAUUGUGAACAAUUCGACAAAGGACCGUACAGAUACCGGAUGCUAUCGUAUUCCUGUCGCAGUCCAAUUCGCCUGGGCCAUCAUCCUAGUUAUCGGAAUGCUACUUCUCCCCGAGACACCUCGUUUCUUGAUCAAAAUGGGUCGUCAUGAUGCUGCAGCCAAGUCCCUGGCGCGUCUUCGACACAUGGACGUUAAUGAUCCCUAUGUUGUUCAUGAAUUGGCUGAGAUCCGAGCCAAUCAUGAGUACGAACUCAGCGUAGGAAGUGCGAGUUAUUUGGAGAUCCUUCGGGGAACCUUAGGGAAACGACUGGCCACCGGUUGUGGUAUUCAAGCCUUUCAGCAGUUAACUGGCUGCAACUUUAUCUUUUACUAUGGGACGACAUUCUUCGAGCAUUCAGGUAUCAAAAACAGCUUUCUUGUCACCUUGAUCACCAACAUUGUUAAUGUGGUAUCAACAAUCCCCGGCCUAUAUCUGAUUGAAACAUGGGGUCGUCGACCGCUGCUCAUAUUCGGGGCCGUUGGAAUGGGGGUAAGCCAGCUCAUCGUUGCCAUUAUGGGCACGGCGGCCUCAUCUGAAGUCGCGAACAAAGUUCUGAUUGCCUUUGUCUGCUUCUUUAUCUUUUUCUUUGCUUGCUCAUUUGGGCCCUCGGCCUGGGUGGUCACCGGCGAACUUUUCCCUCUUAAAGCGCGUGCGAAAUGUCUCUCCAUCACGACCGCAACCAACUGGUUGCUCAACUGGGGCAUUGCAUAUGCAACCCCGUAUAUGGUGAAUGCCGGCCCCGGAAAUGCUGACCUGCAGUCCAAAGUGUUCUUCAUCUGGGGCAGUUUCUGCUUCGCUGCUGCGGUCUUUGUAUAUUUCUGCGUCUAUGAGACCAAAGGGCUUAGUCUGGAACAGGUCGAUGAGCUGUACUCCAAGGUCUCAGUGGCUUGGCGCUCUGCUCGUUUUCAACCUUCUGAGCAUUACGCGGAAUCCUGGAAUGAGAGUGAAGGACAGAGUAAUGUCACUCAUGUUGAACUGGAGGCUGAUACCCAGGAGAAACGCGACUCGGAGCACAUUGAGAAGGCAUGCCAUCUGACUUGA